UAAGAAAAAAAAUAGAGAGAAAUGUACAGACCAACAGAAAACAACAGCUAAUGGAGAAAUUGGCAAGGUAGAGAGAGGAGAGAGAAAGCAACGAGGGUGGAAUCUGAUUCAAUUUCCACAGUUAGGAGAGAGAAGGUGUAUAGACUGUAGAGAGAGAGAAUUCAGAGAGGGAGAGAGAGGUGGGAUCUAAUUCAAUUCCUCUCCAGCGGUCUCACCUUCCUCCACCAGCAUCGCCAUCACACCCUCAUCAUCCUUCAAAACCCUAGAAAAAUUCCAUACAAUUCCGGCCAUGUCUCUCAACAUGAAAACCCUAACCCAGGCCCUAGCCAAAACCGCCGCGGUAAUAGAAAAGACCGUACACACCACCGUACAGGAAGUCACUGGACCCAAACCCCUCCAAGACUACGACCUUCUCGACCAGAUCGGCUCGGCCGGUCCUGGCCUCGUGUGGAAGCUCUACUCCGCCAGGUCUCGCGGAUCCAGUCUAUCGCAGCAGUACCCCACCGUCUGCGUCUGGGUGCUCGACAAGCGCGCUCUGUCUGAGGCUCGGCAACGAGCCGGGCUGACCAAGGCGGCCGAGGACUCGUUUUUCGAUAUAAUUCGGGCAGAUGCAGCGAGGCUGGUGCGGUUGAGGCACCCGGGUGUGGUCCAUGUGGUUCAGGGUUUGGAUGAGAACAAGAAUGCCAUGGCUAUGGUGACAGAGCCGUUGUUUGCGUCGGUUGCUAAUGCGCUUGGAAAUGUGGAUAAUAUGGCAAACGUGCCUAAGGAGCUGAAAGGAAUGGAAAUGGGAUUGUUGGAGGUAAAGCAUGGGUUGCUUCAGAUUGCAGAAUCCUUGGAUUUCCUUCAUAACAAUGCACGACUUAUUCAUCGGGCUAUAUCCCCUGAGGUUAUAAUUUCUUUUAAAAUAUUGCUUUCCUAACUGUUUAUUGACAUU
This is a messenger RNA of Cornus florida, 934 nucleotides long. RefSeq names its product SCY1-like protein 2 A. Gene Ontology annotation, biological process: protein phosphorylation. The record is from RefSeq and is a predicted model, not a curated record. Bases 290 to 919 code for a protein of 209 amino acids. Gene Ontology annotation, molecular function: ATP binding; protein kinase activity. The transcript has 2 exons. Lineage: Eukaryota; Viridiplantae; Streptophyta; Magnoliopsida; Cornales; Cornaceae.